CUCAAGCUCGACGACAUAAUCUUUAGUUUCUUACUAUACAUUAUCUUAUUCCAAUGAAACAAAAAAAAAUAUACUAUUAGCUAUAACCCUUAUUAGCACGUAAUAGAUAUGAAGAAAGUCUGACCAAAUUUUUGUUAUUUGAAAAAUCUAUACAAGUGAAAUUGUGCAUUUUAUAUAUAUAAUCGACCUCUACAUCCAAAACUUUUACCAAAUUUCGAUUUAUGAUCUUCUAACUCAAAAAGAAGAUCGAUCAACUAUCAUGGAGAACGACUCGUCUUGCAAGAAAAACAAACCGCCAGCGUGCGGAUCACUCGUAACAAUCCUCAGCCUCGACGGCGGUGGAGUCAGGGGAGUCAUCGCCGGAGUAGUCCUUGCCUAUCUCGAAAAACAGCUUCAGGAAAUCGAUGGCGAAGGCGCGAGGCUAGCAGAUUACUUCGAUGUGAUAGCUGGAACUAGCACCGGUGGUCUUGUGACGGCUAUGUUGACUGUACCGGACGGGACCGGUCGACCUCAUUUCGCGGCCAAAGACAUUGUGCCGUUUUACCUUGAACAUUGUCCGAAGAUAUUUCCCCAGCCUGCUGAAAAAUGCAGAGGCGUGUUUGCUCUGUUACCGAAGCUUCCAAAGCUUCUGUCUGGUCCAAAAUACAGCGGAAAGUAUCUACGAAAUCUACUAAGUAAGCUGCUUGGAGAGACAAAACUUCACCAGACACUCACAAACGUUGUUAUACCAACCUACGACAUCAAGAAACUUCAACCCACCAUUUUCUCCUCUUACCAGGCGUUGACUGACCCUAGCUUGAACGUCAAGGUAUCAGACAUAUGCGUCGGUACAUCAUCUGCUCCCACUUUCUUUCCUCCUCAUUACUUCUCCAAUGAGGACAGUCAAGGCAAGACGACGGAGUUUAACCUCGUUGAUGGCGCAAUUACUGCUAAUAACCCGACUUUGGUGGCUAUGACUGCUGUGUCUAAGCAGAUUGUGAAGAAUAAUCCUGAUAUGGGUGAUAUCAAGCCGUUAGGUUACGACCAGUUUCUCGUUAUAUCGAUAGGAACAGGAUCUACAAAGAGAGAGGAGAAGUACAGCGCAAAAAAGGCUGCAAAGUGGGGAAUCAUAUCCUGGUUAUAUGACAAUGGAUCUACUCCGAUAUUAGACAUUACUAUGGAAUCAAGCCGCGACAUGAUCCAUUAUCACAGCUCUGUUGUGUUUAAAGCCCUACAAUCUGAAGACAAGUACCUCAGAAUCGAUGAUGAUACAUUGGACGGAGAUGUAAGCGUUAUGGAUCUAGCGACAAAGUCCAACUUAGAGAAUCUUGUGAAGGUUGGAGAGAAGAUAUUGUCAAGCAGAGUCGUGCAGAUGAACAUCGACACUGGUGCAUAUGAACCUGUUCCUGAAAAUAUUAAUAAUGAUGAACAACUAAAGAGAUAUGCGAAAAUCCUCUCUGACGAAAGGAAAUUAAGGAGAAUGAGAAGCGAUACAAUGACUAAAGAUUCAUCAAACGGAUCACAGGAGACCAAAUAAAAGGAAAUACAUGCCUGAUGAUCUCAUUCGCCCUUUUGUGUGAAAUACUGUACAAGAUGAUAUUGCUAUUUAGUUUAAAACUGAUGGAUAUAUUGUGUGUGUGUGUGUGUGUGUUGGUCGGCGAAUUCUCUUAACGCCUUGCUUUUUGUUUUUUUGUUUUGUUUUUUGGUUUCUCUGAUUGAUUUUUUCCCGAAUUGAAAAGAUAAUUAAAAAUUUACAAAUCAAGUUACACUUUUCCGGUUUA
This is a messenger RNA of Camelina sativa (false flax), 1760 nucleotides long. NCBI's taxonomy places the organism in Eukaryota, Viridiplantae, Streptophyta, Magnoliopsida, Brassicales, Brassicaceae. The record is from RefSeq and is a predicted model, not a curated record.